AGGCCGUUUUUAAAAAUGAUCAACAAGAUUUUCUUUGCCUCUCUGUUCCUCGGUCUGUUCUCUGCAGGCUCCUCGCUGAGCUGCAGAUGGAUGGAUCAUAAAUUCAAACAGCACAACGAAGAAACUUUGAAUCUGCUUGAUGCCAUGGCUGAUAGCUCCACUAAGACCACUGAAGUGAAGGACGCUGUGGCCUUCCCUAAUCACCUGUACCACCAGGCAUCAAACUCAUCAGCUGAGGAGAAACUGGCUUUAUCAGCUCAGAUUCUUGAGGAGGUGGCUGCCCUGUUUGAGGAGGAUCACAGCUCUGCAUCAUGGGAGGAGAGCACAGUGAGGAACUUUCUCAAUAUUGUGAACAAACAGGCUGAAGAGCUUCGCUCCUGUAUUGGGAGCCACAAGAAGAAGAACACAAAGCUGCGCAUGUAUUUUAAGAGGCUCUCACAUCACGUCCUAAAGCAAAUGGGUCACAGUGCUGAAGCCUGGGAGCUGAUCAGGAAGGAAACCAAAGACCAUCUAAUGAGAGCGGAACAGCUGACGUCAUCUCUGUGCUCCGCCCACUAAAAACCUGUCUGUCAC
Molecule: messenger RNA, 573 nt
Organism: Archocentrus centrarchus (flier cichlid)
Lineage: Eukaryota; Metazoa; Chordata; Actinopteri; Cichliformes; Cichlidae
Product: interferon a3-like
Exons: 5
Coding region: 16-558 (180 amino acids)
Biological process (GO): response to exogenous dsRNA; defense response
Cellular component (GO): extracellular region
Molecular function (GO): cytokine receptor binding
Source: RefSeq, a predicted model, not a curated record